AUUUCCCUAUUUUGUUCUUUGAAGUUUUUGUUCUUCACAAAGACCCAAUUUUUAGACCUUUUUUUCCAGUUUUUGGAGACGAAACAAUGGCUGGAGCAGCAGCACAUAUCAUGAAGAGAAUCCCACGCAUCAAAUUUCCUCAACGACACUCAAAAAUUUCUUCUGGUUCCACGCAGCAGAACUCACAACAUAUGAAAACUUCCGCAACUGAUAAUGUUCCUCAAACAUUCUUCUCAAGAUCCCCAUCUAGCAUGUCUGUUGCAGGGAAGGCUUCUGACCAACCUAAAAGAACACCGGUGUCUCAGGAGGAAAUUGAGUCCAUUUUGUUGGGUGGCUGCAACUAAUUUUGACGCGAAGAUGUGCAGACAGAGGACAUAGUUUUCGACAUCUGGCUUACAUUUGGGUGAUUUCUUUUGCAUGUAUGGUGUAACUGACACAGUUUUCUGGAAUUAUAAGUGUAUUUUGCAAAUGACGUCUUUAAUUAAUGAUCAUUAGACAGUGGAGGUUAAUGUGUGGAUUGGCUUACUACCCCAUUCCAUUGUUAAGCAUUAUUGAAUUUGAACCCUUUGAUACUGAAUGUAAACAUUUGCAGACUAUGCAUGAAAAAAGUUUGGUCCAUCUGUUUGAGAAUCUAUCAAGAUCUUGCAGUUUGCACCAAUUGUAUA
Molecule: messenger RNA, 665 nt
Organism: Solanum verrucosum
Lineage: Eukaryota; Viridiplantae; Streptophyta; Magnoliopsida; Solanales; Solanaceae
Exons: 3
Coding region: 87-344 (85 amino acids)
Source: RefSeq, a predicted model, not a curated record